Messenger RNA from Phanerochaete carnosa HHB-10118-sp, 4111 nucleotides. RefSeq lists its product as uncharacterized. The transcript has a single exon. NCBI's taxonomy places the organism in Eukaryota, Fungi, Basidiomycota, Agaricomycetes, Polyporales, Phanerochaetaceae. The record is from RefSeq and is a predicted model, not a curated record. Gene Ontology annotation, molecular function: protein kinase activity; ATP binding. Bases 1815 to 3578 code for a protein of 587 amino acids. Gene Ontology annotation, biological process: meiotic sister chromatid cohesion, centromeric; protein phosphorylation; mitotic spindle assembly checkpoint signaling.
ACAGGCCGGAUGACGCAAAGCAAGUUUUUCUGCAUGGCAUAAAACGCCGAGCGCGGCCUGUCGAACGGCUGAAGAAACGAUACGCAGAGUUCCAAGCUCGCGCCUCAGCCAAGCAGCCUCCGCCGACUCGCACAUCUACGUCAUCUACACCUCUUCCUUCGUCUCAAGCUUGGAAAAGUGCGACUGCAGAAGCGCGAGCCAUCCGCCGAGACCCACUCAAGAACUUCAAGCCGAAAAGUAUUUCGUCUUCAGCAGGACUCCCCGCUGCGUCAACCUCCGCUUCCGUUCCAGGCUCCACUUCCACCACUGCUGCAGCACCACCGCUUAGCGAAGUCCCUCCAUCUCUCGCAAAUCACCCUGCUCUCACCAAACAUGGUCACCAACGCUACCUGCCUAUGCUCAUUCCGGCUCCACCGGGCAAACGCCCUGAGAAGCUGCGAUUCAAUCUCUCUUCCCUCUUUGCCGAAGAUGGCAUGGAGUACAGCGUACAAGAGGCGCGCUCACGUUCUAUGGGUCUGCUCAGCAAAAAGUGGGCCCCGCCCCCUCCCUCUGAGUUGCAACGCUUUGCCUCCUCGACCUCGACCACCGCCUCCCUCCAGUCUAGCGGCGGCAGCAAUGCACCAGGGAAUAAGGCCACUCGAAACCCCACGAUAACCCGCAAGGGCGGCUUUGGUGGGGGCUACGCUGAGCCGACAGUCACGCUCGCGACGAAGGAGGCGUUGGCAGACGUGUUCGGGAUGUACAACUCCCCAGAGAGGAGCAUGCGCUUUGGCCCGGCAGCGGGCAGCAAGUAUGCGCCGGUGCAUAAGGUUGACCCCAUCACGCCUAUUGGCGGAGGGAGCUUGCAUUCUGCGCUCGCGGCGGCCAAGAAAGCGGAUGAGAACGCAAACACGAAGACUCCGAUACCUGUAUUCAGGGAUGAGAAUGCGAAUGUGGGGAGGAACGCGAAGGAGAAUGGUCUCACGCCUGUUGCCCCGAAGGUGAGUAUAUGCGUCAUAUCAUUCCCGCUAUGCGUUCUCGGUGGAUGUUACUCAUGUAUUGCGCACUAGUUCCAAGUCUUCGUUGAUUCAAGCAGCUCCCAGACUCCCGGUUCAGCUCGUGAAGGGCGACGUGCGCUGUCGGCCAAGGACCCUUCAACGCCAUCAUCUAAUGAGAAUUCCCGUGCAAACUUACGUGGCCGCCCUGCCGCCUCUGCUGCAGCCCCACUUGGUGCAGUGGCCGAAAUUGGGGAAGACGAGGACGAGCCUACUCCACCUGCGAGACAACAGGUCUUCUCCGUAUUCUCUGCGGCAGCAGCUGCAGAAAAUGACUCUGCCAGGCCCAAGUCUGGUUUGAAUAAGAAGGAUAUAUUUGUUGACGUGCCUACUCAAGCGUCGUCUUCAAAACCUUCUGCGGGACAGCCCUUUAGAGUCUUCAGUCGUCCACCUGCAGUGCCUCCUACAUCCAACGCCGCACCUUCCGCACCAUCAAGACUAAACGAGAAUGCUUCGCAACGCAAGCCAUUCACGCCCUUCAGAGACAUCUCAACCGCCGCCAGCCUACCUUCUUCUUCUGUGCCAUCACCCUCACGAUUGACGCCACCACCUCCAGCAGAGACCCCUGCUCCCCGCACGCCGUUUGGCGACCGCUCACACACACCACUGCAGGCACUUUCCUCUGCGUCAACAGAUUCCUCCGACGCCGACGGCAUCAUCGCGUACCAAACGCCUGUCGCAGGCGGCGAGCAGUACUACGAUGACGGCUCGACGCCGAGCUCCGACUUCGACGAUGUAGACGACACACAGUCGCCAGCCGGCGACGCCCGCGCUGUGCACAUGCACGCAGGCUACGCAGACGACGCGCUGAGCGAUGACGUCGACGAGCGCAUGCUCGGCGUGCGCACGCCCGCGGGCAGCGAUGCCGAGGAUGGCUACCAGUACGAGUACGAGUACUACGAGGAGGAGGAGGAGCAACAGCCUGGCUCCGGGCGGAUGCACCAGGGCAGACUCGGCAAGCUGAACCUCAUGACGCCCAUCACUGAGCGCACGCUGGAAUACGCAAACAUCCACACGCUGAACGCGCGCAGCACUGCCGGGAGUGUAGCGAGUGUUAGUGGGAAAGUGUUCAGUAUUGCGGAGGAAACGGCAAGGGAGAGCGCCGACAUGCUUGCCGCUGAGUUGCGCGAGGACGAAGAGCUUAGCGGCGGGUUGCCCCAGAAGUACGAUGCUAUGCGGGAGGAGAAGCACAUGGAGGAGCGAACGGGUACACUCAGCCUCAUGGAUGCUCUCACGCGUGCCUCUGCGUUCAUUCCGCCUAACCCGUGCAACCCUUUCGAGAGCCCUAUCAUCACCUCCCUACUCUCCGUCCUCCCGGCCGACCUUGCCUUCCACGACCUCCGUGCAUACGAGUCGGGACGGCUCGACGCCCUGCAGAAGUUUGCGCGCAAGAAAGAGAGGCGAAGCAGCGGGAACAGCUCGCGGAAUAGCAACAGCGGUGCUGAGCAGCGCUCGCUGCGCAUAGAGCUCGAGGACCAAAAGUACGACAUCCUCUCGAAACUCGGCGAGGGCGGCUUCGGCACGGUCUUCGAGGCCAUCGACGUCGGCGCCGCAGCGCUUAAGAAAGGUCGCAGCAUGGACGACGGCUCCGACGACGACUUCAGCGACGGCGACGAGGACGAGGACGAGAUCCCCAAGGUCGCGCUCAAGGUCGUGAAGCCGCGCAGCAUCUGGGAGUUCCACGUCCUGCGGCGCAUCCACGCGACACUCUCGCCCGUGCUCCGACGGAGCAUCGUCACGCCUGCAGCGCUGUACGCCUACAAGGACGAGUCCUUCCUCGUACUCGAGCUGCGCAGGCAGGGUACGCUCCUCGACAUCGUGAACCGCGCGCCCUCGGCGGGGAUCACCCAGCAGGGCGCGUGCCUCGACGAGCUCCUCGUGAUGUUUUUCGCCACCGAGCUCAUGCGCACGCUCGAGGGACUCCAUCGCUCGGGCUUCAUCCACGGCGACGUCAAGAUCGACAAUUGCCUGCUCCGGCUCGAGGACGUGCCCGGGGCCGCGUCGGCCUGGGCGGCGCAGUACGACCCCGCGGGCGAGGGCGGCUGGAGCUACAAGGGCGUGACGCUCAUCGAUUUUGGACGCACGAUCGAUACGAAGCUCUUUCCGUCCGGACAAACGUUUGUCGGCGACUGGGCAAUGGACGCGCGGGACUGCCUCGAGAUGCGCGAAGGCCGUCCGUGGACGUUCCAGACGGACUACUUCGGACUCGCAGGCAUCAUCUUCUGCAUGCUCUACGGCAAGUACAUCGAGGCGUCCAGCGUGGUAACCGCGGAUCCCGCGCCGGAUGGGACGGCACGCUACAAGCUCGCAACACCGUUCAAGCGGUACUGGCAAGGAGAGCUGUGGACACGGCUGUUUGACCUCCUGCUGAACCCGACUCUGGUGCGACCGAACGGAUCGUUGCCGCUGUAUGACGAGAUGGCGGAGUUGAGACGGGAGAUGGAGACGUGGUUGCAAGUCAACUGUAAUCGUGCGAGCAAUAGCCUCAAAGGGCUCUUGAAGAAGGUCGGGCUGUCCAUCCUGGGUGGUAAGGACGGUCGAUAGAGCACCAUUCUGACUCGCCCCGCACUUGUUUUCCUCAAAUUAUUUGUUUAUUUCUCCUGUAUGCAUGUGCUAUGAUACAAUAUGGCCUCUCCUGUGCCUCUCAUAAGGAUGGGCCGAACAUCAAAGCAAAUUGUUAAGGUAAUUACCAUGAGAAGACAGUGAUAUUACACGUGAAUUUAUUAUUGUACAAACCAGCGAAGUACGACAGCGUGAAUCGUCGUAAAUUUCCGUUACUGUUACCUUUGCGAUCGGCGUGUGUGAGGUCAGGGAGGGCCAAACUCAACCAGCGGUGUAGGCGGCAGGGCCUGCAACGACGUGGGAGUCAAGGAGCGACAGAUUAUACGAUGUGACGACCGGUACGGCAUCGGUCACCAGGACGAAGACAGUGCCGUUAACCAGGCUCGCGGUGUCAUUGCCGUAGAUGGCGCCGCCCGGCUGCCGCGUGUACGCGGUGAAGUUCGUGACGUUGAUCAACGGGGUGUACGUGACGUUCAGCUGAGAGAUCCAGGCGGCAAACUGGUGCAGAGUCACCU